This is a messenger RNA of Syngnathoides biaculeatus (alligator pipefish), 7503 nucleotides long. RefSeq names its product E3 ubiquitin-protein ligase RBBP6-like. The record is from RefSeq and is a predicted model, not a curated record. The transcript is spliced from 20 exons. Gene Ontology annotation, molecular function: zinc ion binding; nucleic acid binding; ubiquitin protein ligase activity. Gene Ontology annotation, biological process: mRNA processing; protein ubiquitination; ubiquitin-dependent protein catabolic process. Gene Ontology annotation, cellular component: nucleus. Lineage: Eukaryota; Metazoa; Chordata; Actinopteri; Syngnathiformes; Syngnathidae. Bases 1202 to 6679 code for a protein of 1825 amino acids.
UUUUUAUUCUACGUCCUCUGCCCAGUCCAUAUGAAUGGGAUGCAAGAACAAGGAUGCCGGCAUAUCGUGUUGCAUACGGUUACACUCAAUGCUGUACAACAACAGCAAGGGAACUGGGAAUAACCGUUUGCAGGGAAAAAUAUGACUUUUCCUCAAAAUGUGCUGCAUUGAUAUCAAAUGGUUUGGUAUCAACCAAAAAGGUAACGUUCGGGAAAAUUGGUUGAACGUAACGUCACGGAUCUUGUCGGACGAAAACGGAAUAACAACGAGUGUUCCCAUCUGAUCGUCAUGUGUUUGUUACUCUUUACACUACCGCUGCUUCCGCCCGACGCCAUUUUGAUGAAACUGAGGCGUAGAAAUCGCUUGCCUGCCUCGCCGUCGUGUGAUUUCUACAAGGAGACUAUCUUUUUUUUUUCUUUUUACACCUUUUUGUCCUCCUCGCGCCGUGGAGGAGAAGGAGCGCACCCCGAUGGACCCGGAGAGGAAAAAGGCACCGUUACGCGGGUAGCGGAGUCAUAUCAUUGCCCAUAGCUUGUUAGCUCGGCACCAUUCGUUUUUUCGGUUUUCGUCUUUCUCUGCAUUUAUUAGUAAAUUAUUGUCGUCUCGGCGAUGGGGGGUACUUGGCGUUGACAUAAAUCCCGUGGACUCGUUCUGUGGACUGUUUUGUGACGAACUGAGGCGUGGGGAAUUUCCCCACCGCACAACCGCAACUGGCUGGACUGUCGUUAGCAACAUUAGCUGCUAACUCAGCGGCCUGCCCUCGCUUUCUUUCCUAUUCUGCCGCAAAAGGACUACCGGUGGCGGACGUGGCCAUCGAUAGAACGCCGCUCUCUCGGUAGAAGCGAGCUCGGACCUCCUUGGACCACCCCCUUGCUUGUAUUUUCGGGGGGCUUGUGUGUGUCGCUUUGGUUUUGGACUCGAGAGGACUUGACAAAAAGGCACAUGGCCUUUCAUCUCUUGCGUUGGGAUUAAACAAGGACUCUGCGUCAUUGACUCGGCCUCCAUUUUCCUUUUUUUUUGUCCAGUGUCUCAAGCCCAAUUUGACGUAUUAAAAAGUUACCAGGUUUGGCCUCCUGUGAUUUGAGUGUUGACGCUGUUUAUUAUUUUGUUUGUUUUUGGUUACCCAAAGCCUGUGUCUAUUCCACCCGUCCCCCAACCCUCUUCCUCCCCAACCCUUGUUAUAAAAGAAAAGUGUGGCAAAAUGUCGUGUGUUCACUACAAGUUCUCCUCCAAACUGGACUACAACACGGUCACGUUCGAUGGGCUGCACAUCACGCUAAGUGAGCUCAAGCGGCAGAUCAUGUCCAGGGAGCGCCUCAAGGCCACAGACUGCGACCUGCAGAUCACCAACGCGCAGACGCGAGAAGAAUAUACUGACGAUGAAGCCCACAUCCCCAAGCACUCAUCGGUGAUUGUCCGUAGAACACCAAUCGGUGGCGUCAAACCGGCUGGCAGGACGUUCAUUGUAGAUCGUUCUGACACGUCUGUCGCGGGAUCAUCAAGACCCACCGACUCCUCACCGUCUAUGUCUCUCGCCCAGCUCACCAAGACCGCUAAUCUGGUUGAUGCAAAUGCAUCCGAGGAGGACAAGAUUAAAGCCAUGAUGACUCAGUCCAACCACGAAUAUGACCCUAUUCAUUACUCCAAGAAGGCAGUCGGACCCCCGCCGGCUCACUACCUCUGUUUCCGAUGCGGAAAAACUGGUCACUACAUUCGACAAUGCCCAAUGCUACUGGUCCAGGAUAAGAGUGUGGAGGCUCCCAAGCAGGUGAGAACCAGCAAGGGGAUUCCUCAGAGUUUCAUGGUCAAAGCGGAGCCUGGCACCAAAGGAGCCAUGUUGACCAGCACGGGAGAAUACGCCAUACCGGCCAUAGACGCGGAGGCGUACGCGCAGGGGAAGAAGGAGCGCCCGCCGUUUGUUCCACACGAGCAGUCGUCCUCUGAGGAUGAAUCCGAUCCCAUUCCCGACGAGCUGCUGUGCCCCAUCUGUAACGAUCUGAUGACGGAUGCUGUUGUCAUUCCGUGCUGCGGGAACAGUUACUGUGACGAAUGUAUCCGAACAACCUUGUUGGAUUCUGAGGAACAUAUUUGCUUCACAUGCAAACAAUCCGAUGUUUCGCCUGACAAUCUCAUUGCCAACAAGUUCCUUCGACAGGCUGUGAACAACUUCAAGAAUGAGACCGGCUACACGAAACACGGGCGGAAACAAAUCCAACCUUCAGCUCCUCCUCCUCCACGGCCUCACCUUCUCAAUCGGCCUCUGCAGUCUAGGCAGCAGGACCCCUUGGUGGCCAACAUCUCCCACCCACCACCUCCUGUUCUUCCUCACGCUCCUGCUACCACUAGUGUGGCUACCCCUCAGGAUCAUACCCCACCCGCGGCCCCUCCUGCCACUAACACUCCCACCCCUACGCCAUCGCCGCCCCAUCACUCUGAUGUCACUGAGGAAAGGAAAGAAGCUUCGCCAGUUCCGCCGCCGGUCGUUGAUCACGGUUCUCCUCGGGUCGCCGUCAAUCAGGAUGAGCCACCACCGCCAGGUGAUGCGGAACCCCCUGCACCCAUUGUGAUGCAAGGCCCAACUAAAAAUACAGAAAGCAGAUCACAGGCUUACAAUUUGCCUCUCAUCAGUGCACCUUCGGCCUCGAGGCAGCCUCUUCUGUCAGGUCCCCAUUCCCGGCCCCACCAACCUCACAGGGACAGGGGAGGGAGACAUUGGGAAAGGUCCUACAGGAGCAGAGGCGAGCCCUCUUCCACCCACCUCCAGACGGCCCAACUCCCUCUUUCCACACCUUCCCUGUACGUGUCGCCCUCUCUCUACCCGCCCCCACCGCAGGCAUACCCUCCCUUGUACCCCACAGGCCCUGGCCUCCUUCCACCGCCGACGUUGGGUUACCACCCUCAGCCCAUUUUCGGCCCUGGGCCGCCAGGCGUCAACCCUCCCUGGGGAGCUCCCAGCGGCCAGCCCCCUCUACUUACCCUGCCCGCCUCCCUCAGUCAGCCCUCUCUCUCCAAAGAAGACUUCUACAGGCAGCGGCACCACCGGCAAGACAACAUCACAUCCAAACUUGACGAGUUCACAAAAGACUUCCACAAAGAGCUGAUGAAGUACCGAAAUGCGCCAAAGAGACAGAGACCUUCGUAUUCUAGGUCUCGAUCAUAUAGCCGCUCUCCAGUCAGCCGCUCUUACACUCGCUCUCGCUCCAGGUCCAGAUCCAGAUCAAGGUCUUACUCAUACACCCCAAGUCGGUCGCGGUCACGUUCACGCUCCCACGGGCGGCCGUAUCCCCGUUCACCUUACUCCCGACGCAAUGGACGCAGCUAUGGACGCUCCCGCUCAAGGUCCCGGUCCCGCUCCCGCUCGAGGUCAUAUGGGUACCGUCGCUCUGGUUCGCCGCCUUCAUUCCGUGGUGCCACUUGGGAAGGCGGCGAAGGGGCAUCCUCGUUCCGGUCCAGGUCUCAUUCCCGCUCCCCUGGCGGUUUCCGGAACCGCAGCCCAGGUGGACGGAAGCCUCCACCUCGUGAAUUACCACCUUAUGAUCUAAAGACUCUCAGCCCCGGCAGUCACGAACGCUGGGAACGGGAUAGCUACCGGCAAUGGGAGCGCGAGUAUAGAGAAUGGUACAACAAGUAUUACAAAGACUGUGAGAACCAACACCAGGUGAUCUAUCAUCGGGGACGCGGUAGCAGGGAGAGGGAACGAGAGCGGGAACGGGUAUCCCCCUUGCACAGGGAGUACUCCCCUCAAGCCAGAGGGAGAAGAUGUAGAGAUGAGAAAGUGCCACCAACUCACAAUCCUUCAUCAUCUAAGACAAAUGUCAAGCUCCUGAAAACCAAGAAAGUCAAAAAGAGGCGAGCCGGCGAGGAUGGGGAGCAAUCGCAUCACUCUGUAGACAGGGGUGACGCCACGCCCGUCAGAGAUGAACCCAUGGAUGACAUCCUAUCGCCAAACAAAACGUCCCCCAUCGCCUCCAAGCCAGCAUCAUCUACUGCCAGUUCCAAGGCUCCUGCCUCCAAAAUUACCACAGCACCCGCAAAAGCCUCGGUCAAGCCCGUGUCUAAGACUGACAAGGGAAAGAAAGAGAAGGCUCAGAAAGUAAAACCUAAAGCAAAGACUGAUGCUUCCAAAGUGAAAAAUGACAAAGUGAAGAAGAAGACUGGUGAGUCUGUUGUGACCAAAAAGAAAGAGCCCUCUUCUACUGUCGCUGCUAAAACAUCAAAAACCACCAAAGCCAAACCUGAAGAAUCCCACAACUCAAUAGCUCCAAAAAAGGAAAAGUCUAAAAGCUGUUCUGUGAGGCCACCCCUCCUAAAGACCCCCCCAUUGUUCACCCCAGGCCUACCUCUACCACAUCCAUCUCUCCACGAAAGCCUCCGGCCUGGCAAUGACAACCGAGUGCGAAGAGAGCCCCCACAUGGCGGCGGCCUCAUCCCCUUACCCCACCAACAAGUGCUUCCCUACCUCCACCGACCUCCUUUGCGGCUGGGUGAGGAGGGCCGCUCCUUGCUAGGCUCCCCGCCCGGAAAACUCCGGAGACUGGAUGGACCCGGGAUUGGCGUUGAGGUCUUCCCGCACCUCCACGACUCCCAUCAGUUGCCACUCCCGAGAUUCUCACACACGCCUGACAGACCUGGUCUUCUUCCCGUGCUUGUGGGCCGCGAGAUUGUCUGGGCGGACAAAGACAGAGGCCCCAUCAGACCGCUCAUGGACUUGCCGGUGAAGCCAGUGACCCAGAGAAGCAUCCCUCUGAGCAGAGACCAUGUCAAAAAAGACAACCCCACCUCGGACUCUGACAAGACCACCGCGGACCGAUUUGGUGCUGCCAACAAUCCAGAUGCGGACAGACCCAGCAGUAAUUCUGAAGCCGUUGACGCAAAGGAGCGUUUUUCUUCCUCUGACGGGGGGAUCUCAAGAGAAAAAGCUGCGGAGAAAUCCUCGGUGUCUGACAAAGACGCUGACCGGAAUUCAGGAUUAGACAGAGAGCGGGAAAGUAACUGGAGAAUAGACAGAGAGCGGGAAAGAGGUUCAGAUCGGGGGCGGGAAAAACCCUUGCGCUCUGACAGAGACCGGGAAAAACCUUUGGGAUCGGACAGAGAUCAGGAAAAAACUUUGGGGUCUGACAGAAAUCGGGAAAGAACCACAGGCUCUGACAGAGAUCGGGAAAGGGGUUCAGACAGAGACAGAGAUCGGGAAAAGGGUUCCGAUCGGGAAAAGGGUUCCGAUCGGGAAAAGGGUUCCGACAGAGAUUGGGCGAAAGCUUCGAACAGAGACAGAGAAAAGACUUCAGACCGUGAUCGUGCAAAAGCAUCGAGUUCAGACAAAGAUCGUGCGAAAGCCACAGAUAGAGAGAGGGAAAAGGCCGCUAGUUCUGACCGAGAUCGAGAAAAAACUUCGGGAUCUGACAGGGACAGGACUUCGGCAUCAGAGAGAGAGCGCGACAGAGUCUCUGGAUCAAGCUCAAAGAAGGUCUCGGCAGUGAAAGAUGCUGAUGUAGGCGAAAAAUCACAGAAGACGGACCGUAAAAACUCCGGAAGCGCAGCCAGCAGAUCUGUUUGCUUGGACAAAAUGACCAUCGCGGAGAAAUCGGCCGUCAGCAAAAAGCAGGGAACCAACCAAGAGAAGUCGAGCAAUUCCUCCAAGGAGACCACGGAGAAAGUUGCAAAAUCAGAUCGUAGUGUUUCCAAGGAGAGACCUGCGAAGACUGCAUCCACCGGGAAGAAACCUGACCCCACUCCCAAAGAAGGGAAAGAUGGAGAGACAAAAACGAAGCCCAAACCCAAGAUCAGUCGCAAGGUCUUAGCCAGCCAGCCUGCCGGCACCGCCAGACCCGCCCAGGAGCCCAAGCUGAACACUGGAACGGAAGAGAAGAACAGGGACUCUUCGGAAACUUUGGAGCCAACGACUCAGUCUGGCCCCCAAAACGUUGGGGAGGAGCUCCUCAUUCAAGCGCCUCCUCGCUCCAAGUGGGAGCGGGAAGAUGACGAGGAGGAGGAGGAGGAGCAGCAGCAGUUGGCUGCAGCGGUAGCGGCUCCUCAAGAGACUCUCAAAGAGCCGUCACCUAUCCCGAAGAAGACUGAGCCAAUGAGGGCUGACAAGAAGCCUGUGGCCAAGGAGGAGAAAAAGAAGGUGCCCAAGGACGAAAGCAAGACCAGCAAACCCACCAAAGUCAAGAUUAUCCGAGAGGAGAAGAAGGCAACUAGGGGGGAAAGGGGGUCAAAAGCAGAGGUAAGAGAAGGGAAGGAGCGAGGUUCACCCGGGAAGGAGGAGAAGAACCUUAGCUGCCCCGAGCCCAGGAGGCAGCGCCUUUGCUCGGACCUGGGCCGCGAGACGGACGAGGCCGCCUUUGUGCCGGACUACAGCGAGGGUGACGAGGCCUCGGACAGCAGCCCCACGACCAGCCAGCGCUCCAACAGCAAUCGCAGUGACUCCCCCGCCUCUGCCUCGACCGGCGCCGCCGGCGUGGGUGACAAGAAGAAGAAAAAGAAACACAAGAAGCACAAGAAACACAAGAAGCAUAAGAAGCACAAAGUAGGGGAGAAGGAGGUCGGUGAGCACAAGGAGCACAAGCAUAAACACAAGAAGAAGAAACACAAGAAAAGCAAAGACAAGGACACCGAGGAGGCCAAGCCUGAGAAGGAAGAGCCGCAGGCCGUAGCUGCCGCGGAGAUCUCCAAACCUUGAUGCCGCCUGGAAACCAAAAGAGGAAAAUGACAGACAGAUGAAGUCAAAGCUGAGGUUGAGCAGCUAAAACCCAGGCCUCUCCACGAUAACAGUUGGAAAUCAGAAGAGCUAGGACGAGAGGACGUCGAGGCUGAUGAUGAAAGAGCCGGGAAUUCAACCUAUAUGUCCAAAACUUUGGCGUCACUGGGAACUCGAAUGAUGACAAACGCUGAAGGAAGGGCCAGAAGCCAGGUCCCCAACCUUGAGGCCACUUUGGAACUCGAUUUACUCAGGGAUACGCAGGAGUUUCAUGUCGCAGCCUGUUAGUUCACUGUACAUAAAACCAGGAAGUCUUGGUCCCCUCCCUCCCUCCCUCCCUCGCGAGGAACUUGGUCUCUUCCCUGUGAUGGAUCUCGCGCAUUAAUGCCAUUGACCUGUAAAUAUUCUUAGUCACACUUUCAUGGCGAUCCAAUGUUUCAGCAUUUUUUUCCUUCCUUCUCCAGGUUAUGAAUCAAUACCGUUUCCCUGUAAAUAUUCUUGGUCACACUUUGAUUGCCCUACAUUGGAGGGCGUCUUUUCGCAAUAUGAAUUGGAGCGAUCGUGGCGUCAUUUUACAUUUGGUAUUGUUGCACUUAUUAGAUAGACGCGUGAGCGUUCGUAGGCUCGGAAGGUAAACAAAUCUGUUGUGGAGUCACGCAACACUGGAUGCAGAGGAAAAAGCAGUCAUUCAAAGUAGGUUUUUGUUCCAAGUUUGAUUGUGCGAGUGGACGGAAACAGGAGUCUUACUCAUGACUUGUUCCUGUUUCUUGUUUCUUUUUUUUUUUUAAAUAAAAAAUGUUUUGACU